Molecule: messenger RNA, 9274 nt
Organism: Coregonus sp. 'balchen'
Lineage: Eukaryota; Metazoa; Chordata; Actinopteri; Salmoniformes; Salmonidae
Source: the annotation of a GenBank genome assembly
AUGAGGUGGAUGGUGUUGGCCCUGCUCUGCUGUGCCUGGACUGCACAUGGGGUGAUCAGGUAAGAACUGAAAGAUCCUUCACAAGGUAUUUUAAAAUGUUGAAUACUUUUGGUAAUGCAUUAGAAUCAGGGCCUGGAUUACGGAAUGGGCACGUGCCCAGGGGCCCCGGACCUCCAGGGGGCCCCCAACCCCCCAAAAUAUAUAUAUAUAGUCCGGCCCGGCCCUGAUUAGAAUCAUUAUUAGAAGUAAGUGAGGAAUGAAGGAGGCUUUCAAACAGGGACACAUUACCUUUAGCAGCCAAAAGUCUGACUUGCUGGUAGACCAAAAAGUUAGUUGAAGCAUCUACAAGUGUGCUGUAUCUAAACUACCUCAGUAUGGCCACCGACCUGAGUAUGAUCCACCCAGGAUCCCCCUGCGUCGGAUGCUCUCUGUGCGUACUCACCUGAGUGUGUUCCACCCAGGAUCCCCCUGCGUCGGAUGCUCUCUGUGCGUACUCAGCUAAGAGCCACCCAUCGCCUGGAGGACUUCAUGAGGGACCACCAGCCUGAUGUGUUCAACCGGAGGUACGCCCAGUGUUACCCACCGGGCACACCCUCGCUCAGGCUGGACAAGAGCAGCGAAAGGCUCUACAACUUCAUGGAUGUAAGUCGGACUGAAUGGAAGUGAAUAACUGUAUUGAACUGUGGCAUUUCCCUAGCAAGGGAAUCUGGUGUGGUAUUUGAUGUAUUAUAUGGAGCGAAGAAAAAUCAAUCAUAAGUUCAGUAUAUUGAAAAACAUCUAAACGCCUGACGUACUUUGAUGUAGUCACUGUACGUGGCAAUCAGACCUCUAUUUUUCCCGAAGAGUUGAUCAACACUGUAUGGAUUUCAGAAUACAUUAACGGGCCAAUGACAUUGUAUUCCCUGUGUGUGUGAUUGCCCAGGCUCAGUACUAUGGUGUGAUCAGCCUGGGAACCCCGGAACAGAACUUCACCGUAGUGUUUGAUACAGGAUCAGCUGACCUGUGGGUUCCAUCCUCUUACUGCGUCUCAGAGGCCUGUGGUGAGACUUCAUAACAGAGCCAGGGUUUAACAGACUGAUCCUACAGCCAGGGGACGAAGGAACUAUUUUACAACAGUCAUGUUUAUCCGAAUGGUACCAAAGAGCCAUAUUGAUUAAGGUCAUUUGACAUGUACUUACGGGUAAAUGGACAUUUUGUAUUUCUGUGCUUAAUAUAAUCGUUUUUUUGGGGUCUGGACCACGCUAUAAAACAGAUAUACCCGCUCCAUACUAUCUUUUUAUUAUCUGUUCCAAACAGACUAAUAUAUUCCAAUCUCACAGGAGGUUGGUGGAACCUUAAAUGGGGAGGACGGGCUCGUGGUAAUGGCUGGAGCGGAAUCAGUGGAAUGGGGAGGACGGGCUCGUGGUAAUGACUGGAGCGGAAUAGGUGGAAUGGUAUCAAAUACACCAAACAAAUGAUUUCCAUGUGUUUGAUGCCAUUCCAUUUGCUCCAUUCCAGCCAUUAUUAUGAGCCGUUCUCCCCUCAGCAGUGUUUAUCUGCUGACUGUGUGACACAGACAAGAGCAGGCUAUAGGUCAGGGUGUUCCACCCCUCUCUCUCUCCUCUCUCUCUCUCUCUCUCUCUCUCUUUCUCCCUCUAUCCCUCUGUCUCUCCCGCUCUCUCCCUCCCGCCCACUCCCUCCCACUCCCUCUCUCUCUCUCUCUCUCUCUCUCUCUCUCUCACUCUCUCUCUCUCUGUCUCUCUCUCUCUCUCUCUCUCUCUCUCUCUCUCUCUCUCUCUCUCUCUCUCCCCCUCUCUCUCUCUCUCUCUCUCUCUCUCGCUUUCUCCCUCUAUCCCUCUGUCUCUCCCUCCCUCCCACUCCCUCCCACUCCCUCCCACUCCCUCUCUCUCUCUCUCUCCAGGCAUGCACCACAAGUUCAAGGCCUUUGAGUCCAGCACGUUCAACCACGACGGCAGGAUGUUUGGCAUCCACUACGGCAAGGGACACAUGCUGGGCAUCAUGGGAAGGGACGUCCUCAAGGUGACACAAUAUCCCCAACCCCUAUCCCUCUACUGCCCACGUUCCCAAAUUAAUCGGAGUGUAGUUUCUGCCCGCUUAGCUUCUAGUGGAUUGUCUAAUAUGUUACAUUAAACACAUAUGAUCUCAUUAGAGGGUAGAUAUCGUUGUCCCCCACUGUGGAUCUGUCUCCGUUCAUACAUUAGUCUCAUAUGCGAUAUCUCAGACGGCACUGGCACGAUUUUAACGAAACCUGGGUGAAUGAUGCAUCUAGCCCUAGAGAUCCAUCAUUUACAACACUACACUGACUGGCCCAAAGGGGGCGCUGCAUCAUUUGUGGGGGACUACAUGUUUACUGUUUACUGUUUUUUACCCUUAUUAUUAUCUAUCCUGAUGCCUCGUCACUUUACCCUGGCUUCAUGUACAUAUCUACCUCAAAUACCUUAUUAUUAUCUAUCCUGAUGCCUAGUCACUUUACCCUGGCUUCAUGUACAUAUCUACCUCAAAUACCUUAUUAUUAUCUAUCCUGAUGCCUAGUCACUUUACCCUGCCUUCAUGUACAUAUCUACCUCAAAUACCUUAUUAUUAUCUAUCCUGAUGCCUAGUCACUUUACCCUGCCUUCAUGUACAUAUCUACCUCAAAUACCUUAUUAUUAUCUAUCCUGAUGCCUAGUCACUUUACCCUGCCUUCAUGUACAUAUCUACCUCAAAUACCUUAUUAUUAUCUAUCCUGAUGCCUAGUCACUUUACCCUGCCUUCAUGUACAUAUCUACCUCAAAUACCUUAUUAUUAUCUAUCCUGAUGCCUCGUCACUUUACCCUGCCUUUAUGUACAUAUCUACCUCAAAUACCUCAUUAUUAUCUAUCCUGAUGCCUCGUCACUUUACCCUGCCUUCAUGUACAUAUCUACCUCAAAUACCUUAUUAUUAUCUAUCCUGAUGCCUGGUCACUUUACCCUGGCUUCAUGUACAUAUAUACCUCAAAUACCUUAUUAUUAUCUAUCCUGAUGCCUAGUCACUUUACCCUGCCUUCAUGUACAUAUCUACCUCAAAUACCUUAUUAUUAUCUAUCCUGAUGCCUCGUCACUUUACCCUGGCUUCAUGUACAUAUCUACCUCAAAUACCUUAUUAUUAUCUAUCCUGAUGCCUCGUCACUUUACCCUGGCUUCAUGUACAUAUCUACCUCAAAUACCUUAUUAUUAUCUAUCCUGAUGCCUCGUCACUUUACCCUGCCUUCAUGUACAUAUCUACCUCAAAUACCUUAUUAUUAUCUAUCCUGAUGCCUAGUCACUUUACCCUGCCUUUAUGUACAUAUCUACCUCAAAUACCUUAUUAUUAUCUAUCCUGAUGCCUAGUCACUUUACCCUGCCUUCAUGUACAUAUCUACCUCAAAUACCUUAUUAUUAUCUAUCCUGAUGCCUCGUCACUUUACCCUGCCUUCAUGUACAUAUCUACCUCAAAUACCUUAUUAUUAUCUAUCCUGAUGCCUCGUCACUUUACCCUGCCUUCAUGUACAUAUCUACCUCAAAUACCUUAUUAUUAUCUAUCCUGAUGCCUAGUCACUUUACCCUGCCUUCAUGUACAUAUCUACCUCAAAUACCUUAUUAUUAUCUAUCCUGAUGCCUAGUCACUUUACCCUGCCUUCAUGUACAUAUCUACCUCAAAUACCUUAUUAUUAUCUAUCCUGAUGCCUAGUCACUUUAGCCUGCCUUCAUGUACAUAUCUACCUCAAAUACCUUAUUAUAAUUAUCUAUCCUGAUGCCUCGUCACUUUACCCUGCCUUCAUGUACAUAUCUACCUCAUAUACCUUAUUAUUAUCUAUCCUGAUGCCUAGUCACUUUACCCUGCCUUCAUUUACAUAUCUACCUCAAAUACCUUAUUAUUAUCUAUCCUGAUGCCUAGUCACUUUACCCUGCCUUCAUGUACAUAUCUACCUCAAAUACCUUAUUAUUAUCUAUCCUGAUGCCUAGUCACUUUACCCUGCCUUCAUGUACAUAUCUACCUCAAAUACCUUAUUAUUAUCUAUCCUGAUGCCUCGUCACUUUACCCUGCCUUCAUGUACAUAUCUACCUCAAAUACCUUAUUAUUAUCUAUCCUGAUGCCUCGUCACUUUACCCUGCCUUCAUGUACAUAUCUACCUCAAAUACCUUAUUAUUAUCUAUCCUGAUGCCUAGUCACUUUACCCUGCCUUCAUGUACAUAUCUACCUCAAAUACCUCAUACCCCUGCACAUUGAUCUGGUACUGGUGCUUUUUGUAUAAAGACACAUUAUUGUGUAUUUUAUUGUCCCCCACAGUGAAAUCGGGGAGAUGACUGUGGAUUUGUCUCCAUUCGUACAUUAAAUCACACGCGAUAUCUCAGACACCACUGGCCCGAUUUUAACUAAACUUGGGUGGAUGACGCGUCUUGCCAUAGAGAUCCGGCAUUUACUAAAUGACACUGAUUGGCCCAAGGGGUGAGCUUAUAAUAAUGAACUGAAAUGGGUUAAUCACACGCGAUACGUCAGUCGGCCCAAGGGGGGGGGAUGCAUCAUUUGUGGGGGGAAGACAUGUUUACUGUUGAUUUUGUUUUCUUUUAAAAGGUUGAAAUGUUUUGAAAAGAUUGAGUCGUGGCUAGAAUUACAGCAACCCAUAUACAAUGCGACUUUCACAAAUGAAUCAGGUGUGGGAUGACAUGUCAGAUUCCUGAAAGGCCUUUGCAUAUAUAUACACAUUAAUUCAUACACCUGACACGUCCCUGUGGUUGUCCAGAUAGGCCCGGUGACGGUGCUAAACCAGGAGUUUGGGGAGUCGGUGUACGAGCCAGGUUUUGUGUUUGUCAUGGCUAAGUUUGACGGGGUGCUGGGUUUGGGGUACCCCUCCCUGGCCGAGGAACUGGGGAACCCCGUGUUCGACAGCAUCAUGAACCAGAAGGCUGUGGACCAACCCAUCUUCUCCUUCUAUCUCAGCAAGUAGGUACAGGACCACAGAGAAUCCAUCUGUCUGUCUACCCAUCAUGAUGUUGUUAUUGAUUAUGAUGAUGAUGAUGAUGAUUAUGGUGGUGAAGUACACUACCCAGACACACAGACCUACAGGAUACUGUAGGCUAAUGCUUGAUGACGAUAUGAUGAUCAGGGAGAGUGGGGUAGGUUGAGACGUUUUCUACAUUCAGCAUCACUCCGUCAAGGGAAAUCUAGUAUUAUUUCUAACAAAGAUAUCUACAUAUAUUUCAGGAUGUUGUGUAUCCCUGGAAAUAAUCUGAAUUCAUGUAAACAUUACAGUUUUGAAAACAUAGCUUGUCUCUUGGCACAUGGGGUACAUUUUUCAGCUCAGUCAUUAAACAGACACUCUUAUCCAGAGCGAGUUACAGGAGCAAUUAGAGUUAAGUGCCUUGCUCAAGGGCACAUCAAAAAAAAAUCACCUAGUCAACUCGGGGAUUCAAACCAACAACAUUUCGGUUACUUUUCAUUUUGCUCAACUUCCUAUUGGCUCAACUUACCCCAUUGCCACUGGCUCAACUUACCCCAAAGCAAACAUUUUGACUAUAAUAUAGCCCACGCAGCUACGAGGAUAUACUUUCAUGCUAGAUUUGAAGUUUUUGGAGACCCCAACUGAUGUAUAGAACAAUCUUAAAAUUAGCUACUUUGGUUUAGAUACAAUUAUCAUAAAACCUCUUAACACAAUAAAUUAAUUUUGUAUUUGUAUUUAUUAUGGAUCCCCAUCCUGGGGUCCAGCCAAAUUAAGGCAGUUCAUACAUUUGACUUGGUGAAAAUCAGUUUUUUGGACCUAAUUUUCUCACCACUUUUCUUCCUUUUACAGACUCCAUGAAAUGUUGGCCUCUUCUUAAAUAUUUGGUCAAAUUAUUAAUUUUGUCUAUGGUGUCCCCAGAAACAAGUGGAGCAGAAUUGAUCCAUUCACCCAUCACGAUUUGAUUGCUUCUGCUUCCAGGAGUAAAAGAUCAGGGGACCCUGAGGGAGAGCUGCUGCUGGGGGGGAUGGAUGAGGCUCUCUACAGUGGACCCAUCAACUGGAACCCUGUCACCCUGAAGAGCUACUGGCAGAUCCAGAUGGCCAGGUCAGAACUAGGACAACUCCUAUCAUGUUUUCCCACUGUCAAACUGGGGGGGACAUAUCCACAGUUAAUGUAUGUAGUAGUACGGCUGCCUACAAGAGUGAGGCAACUGUUUGAUCAUUUCAGAUUACUGAGAAAAAAUGAGAAUAUUGUGCUGUCCUGCCAUCUAGUGGGGAAAUGGUGGAAUUUGUCCCUGAUUUCAAUUGUGACGCUGUGGGGAAAACUAAGGGGACGUGGGUGACGUGCAAACCGAUAUUACAUUUUAGAAUUGAUUAAAAUUAGGUUAGAGUCAGGGUUAAGGGUUUGGUUAAGGUUAAGGUUAGGGUAAGGGUCCGUUUUAGAUUUUGGCUAGUCGGGAAGUCAAUGGGAUGCUGGUCAGAAAAGUCCCUUAAGUCUCACCCUGUUGCUGUAUCAUAGUAGGACAAAAUGACAGCCAAAUUGGAGAUUUAAUUAUUCAAAAAGGCAAUCUCCCUGCUGUUCUGAACACAUGUUUUGCUACACCUCUUCCACUGCAGUUUGCAGGUCCAGGGUGCCUCGUCUUUCUGUCCCCGUGGCUGUCAGGCUAUCAUUGAUACAGGCACCUCUCUCAUCAUCGGCCCUACCCAUGACAUCCUCGCUCUGCAACAGCUGAUAGGAGCUACCCCCACCUCCAUUGGAGAGGUAUGACCAAGUUAUAUACUACUACUACUACUACUACUACUACUACUACUACUACUACUACUACUACUACUACUACUGCUACUACUACUAUUACUAUGCUACUACUAUACUGUAUACUCCUACUACUACUUACUGACUACAUAUAAUACUACUACUACUACUACUACUACUACUACUAGUACUACUACUACUACUACACAGCUUACUACUACUACUACUACUACUACUACUACUACUGCACUACUACUGCUACUACUACUACUACUCUACAUACUCACUACUACUACUGACUACUACUACUACUAUACUACACUACUACUACACUACAUGCUACUACUACUACUACUACUACUACUACUAUACUGCUACUACUGCUACAUACUACUGCUACUACUACUAUACUACUACAUACUACUGCUACUACUUACUGACACUACUUACUACUACUGCUACUGCUACUACUACUACUACUACUACUACUGCUACUACUACAUGCUACUACUACUACUAAUACUACUACUGCUACUACUACUGCUACUACUACUACUACUACUACUGCUACUACUACUACUCUACUACUGUACUACUAUACUACUACUGAUCUACUACUACUACUGCUACUACUACUACUGCUACUACUAUACUACUACUACUACUACUACUAGCUACUAUACAUCACUUACAUACUCUACUACUACUACUUAUAUACUACUACUACUGCUACUGACUACUACUACUUAUCUACUAUCUACUACCUGCUAUCUACUUAUACUAUACUAUACUACUACUACUACUACUCUACUACCUACUACUUACUAUACUACUGCUACUACUACUACUACUUACUACUGCUACUACUACUGCUACUCUACUACUACUACUGCUACUACUACUGCUACUACAUACUGCUACUAACUACUCUACACUACUACUACUGCUACUACUAACUGCUACUACUACUACUACUACUACUGCUACUACUACUACUGAUACUACUACUAGUACUAUACUAUCUCUACUGCUACUACUACUACUGACUACUAGCUACUACUGACUACUACUACUACUGCUACUACUAUGCUACUACUACUGCACUAACUACACUACUACUCUACUACUAUACUACUACUACUACUACUUACUACUACUGCUACUACUACUAUCUACUAUACUACUGCUACUUACUACUACUGCUACUACUACUUACUACUGCUACUACUACUACUACUACUACUACUCUACUACUACUGACUACUACUACUACUACUACUGCUAGUACUACUACAAUGCUACUACUAUACUGCUACUACAUACUACUGCUACUACACUAUCUACUACUUACUUGCUACUACACUACUACUACUCAACUACUGCUACUACUACGUACUACUACACUACUACUACUACUACUUGCUACUACUACUACUACUACUUACUACUACUACUACUACUGCUACUACUACUACUGCUCUUACUACUUACUACUACUACUACUGCUACUACUACUGCUACUACUAUACUACUACUACACUGCUGCUACUACUACUGCUACUAUACUUACUGCUACUACUACUGCUACUACUACUACUACUACUACUGCUGCCUACUACUACGCUACUACUAUGCAAUACUACUACGUACUACUACUACUACUACUGCUACUACUACUACUACUACUACUACUACUACUACUGCUACUACUACUACUACUAUUACUACUAAUACUACUACUGCUACUACUACUACUACUACUACUACUGCCACUACUACUACUACUACUACUACUACUACUACUACUACUACUACUACACCAGCAGAUAGGAGCUACCCCCACCUCCAGUGAAGAGGCAUGCCCCAUAACAUGCCAGUCACCAACCCUGGCUCCGUAGAGUAACAGGGGGUGCAGGAGGCUCAAUUCCAGUUGAUUCAGGAAGUACACUGAAGAUCCAAAUCUCUUCAAUGCUUUUCAAUGAAGAUGAUGUGUUGCAGUACCUGAUUGACUGCGCCCGGCUCUCCAGCCUGCCCCAGGUGACCAUCGUGCUCAACGGGGUGGAAUACGUGCUCACUGCUGAGUCCUACGUCAGAAGGGUGGGUACUGGUCCAACAUACAGUGAAUGAACAUGACAAGUGAGAUAUUUAGAUAUUUCGGCAUGCAUACUUUUACAGUAUAUAUUUUAACUUGUGUGUGACAAUCAUUUUAGUAUAAAUUAUAAAUAUAAAGUAUAAAUAUACAUUAUUUGUGUCCUUCGGUAGGCCUGUGUCGAAAAACACAGUAUUUGAUGAGUGAUUGUUUUGAUUGUUGUCAUAUUUCUGACACACUCCCUCUCUCCCUCCUUCUCUCUCCUUCUCCCUCCCUCCCUCCCUCUCUUCAGGAGCUGAUGGGUGAUCGUGAGAUCUGUUUCAGUGGGUUCCAGGCGGAUGAUCUGCCCUCCUCGGUGGAUCCUCUGUGGAUCCUAGGGGACGUGUUCCUCUCUGAAUUCUAUAGCAUCUAUGACCGGGGACAGGACAGGGUGGGCUUCGCUAAGGCUAGACACACACGCUAUACAGAGAUGGAUGGAGGGAUGGAUAGAUAG